Poecile atricapillus (Black-capped chickadee) is the source of this 384-nucleotide messenger RNA. RefSeq names its product NOP10 ribonucleoprotein (gene NOP10). Bases 63 to 257 code for a protein of 64 amino acids. The transcript is spliced from 2 exons. NCBI's taxonomy places the organism in Eukaryota, Metazoa, Chordata, Aves, Passeriformes, Paridae. Gene Ontology annotation, biological process: ribosome biogenesis; positive regulation of telomerase RNA localization to Cajal body; snRNA pseudouridine synthesis. Gene Ontology annotation, molecular function: box H/ACA snoRNA binding; telomerase RNA binding. The record is from RefSeq and is a predicted model, not a curated record. Gene Ontology annotation, cellular component: box H/ACA snoRNP complex; box H/ACA telomerase RNP complex.
CCGCUCUAAGCCCCGCCCCUCCCGUUUCCCCCCUCUCCAUUUCCGGUCCCUCCGCCGCCGCCAUGUUCCUGCAGUGCUACACCAACGAGCGCGGGGAGCGCGUUUACACCCUGCGGAAAGUGUCCCCGGACGGGAUCCCCACACGCUCGGCACACCCCGCCCGCUUCUCCCCCGAUGAUAAAUUCUCCCGGCAUCGCCUGGCUCUGAAGCGACGGUUCGGGGUUCUGUUAACGCAGCGAGGCCGGACCCUGCUCUGAGGGACCCCAAAAAAUCCCAGAGCCCCCGGGAUGGAGCCGAAAUGACCCCGAGAGAGAUCCCGGAGUGACCCCGAGACCCCGAGAGAGACCCCCGGAGUGACCCCGAAAUAAACCCGAGACCCCCGGA